CAUGUGUCUUGGCUCACGCGGCAUUGCUAUGGUAACAGUAAACAGCCUUGAACUGAAGCUUUUCCUUUUGGGGUUGUUCCCUCUUAUCUGUUCAUUAAACUCAAGUUUAUCAUGACAGACGUUGGUUCUGAAGAGUUUGACGACGAGCAAGGCUCUCUGGGGGAGUAUGAGGGAGACAGAAAUGAAGCUGGAGAGAGACACGGACAGGGCAAAGCUGUCCUGCCUAAUGGAGACACUUACCAAGGAGCAUAUGAAAACGGCAAGAGAUAUGGCCAGGGGACAUAUAAGUUCAAGAAUGGGGCCAGAUACAUUGGAGAAUGGUACAUGAAUUUAAAACAUGGACAAGGCAUAUUUUAUUACCCAGAUGGCUCCAAAUAUGAAGGAAGCUGGGUGGAUGACCAGAGGCAGGGUCAUGGUUUUUACACAUACCCCAACGGAGACACAUAUGAUGGUGAAUGGCUGCAACAUCAAAGACAUGGGCAGGGUACAUACACACAUCAUGACUCAGGUUCUCAGUACAUGGGCAGAUGGAUCAUGGGUAAAAUGGAGUCAGCCGGGGAGCUCAUCCAUCUGAACCACAGAUAUAAGGGCAACUUUGUCAAUAAUAAUCCCUCUGGUCCAGGGAAGUAUGUGUUUGACAUUGGGUGCGAGCAGCAUGGAGAGUACCUCCAGAAAGAUCAGCAGGACAAAGGAGAUGCAGAGGAAGAUGAACCUGCCUUAACCACCGCCUUGAAGUGGAAACCCAAGGCACUUACUGGGUUUUCUGUUUGGGCUAAUGAGAAUUCUGCCCCGUCAGGUACAUCCGCAUCCAGUUCUAAAUAUAAAACAUCAUAACACAGUAAAGCCCCAUUCACACCAAGCUGUGGAUAUUUGAAAUCACCAAAACAAACACGCCCCUACCCCAAAGGAUCACACCCCUAUCUUGAUAGCUCCGCCCCCAAAUGCAUGAACACUAUGCAACACAGGCACCUCCCCCUUUAUGAGUGGACACACCCCUUACUGCUGAUUGGCUACAAGUGUGCUUUGGUGCUCGGUCCGAUUCACUUUCAAUAGUGUUUCUCAGAAAUCGUUUACUGCACCUUUAAGUGACUUUGAACAUAGCAUGGUUGUUGGUGCCAGACGAACUGGUCUGAGUAUUACAGAAAUUGCUGAUCUACUGGGAUUUACACUCACAGGCAUCUCUAGGGUUUACAGAGAAUGGCCCGAAAUAGAGAAAAUAUCCAGUGAGCAGCAGUUCUGUGGGCGAAAAUGCCUUGUUGAUGCCAGAGGUCAGAGGAGAAUAGCUAUUGUUCUGUUUAUUCUAAUCUUUAAACCAGGAUGGAUUCUGAGUAGCUGUCAAUGUUUUUGUCAUUCAUCAUCUGAAAAAGAAUUGUUCUGAAAGUGAUCCCAACUAUAUUUCUCUGUGCCAUUAUCAUUGUAGUUGUGGUGUGGACUGCUAUUCUUUUAUAUUUAGAAUGAUUUUUAGAACUAUAUCUUUAUUGUUAGAGUUAUCGUCCUUGGUGUGAAAGGCCCUCAAUGCUGUAAUGUGUGUCAUUUAUUAGCAUUUGUAGUCACCUUCUCUCAUCUUUAAAUUUUUUUUAAUGUUAUUGACCUAUUAUUAUAUUCAUAAAUAUGUAAAUGUAAGAAAUGAUAGAGUCCAUCCUCAUUUAAAGGAAGUGCAUUAUAAAACAACAUCUAUAUACUGCCAUUUUACCAUUUUA
This is a messenger RNA of Rhinichthys klamathensis goyatoka, 1700 nucleotides long. RefSeq names its product radial spoke head component 1 (gene rsph1). NCBI's taxonomy places the organism in Eukaryota, Metazoa, Chordata, Actinopteri, Cypriniformes, Leuciscidae. Gene Ontology annotation, cellular component: nucleus; motile cilium. Bases 112 to 834 code for a protein of 240 amino acids. The record is from RefSeq and is a predicted model, not a curated record. Gene Ontology annotation, biological process: axoneme assembly; spermatid development. The transcript has 7 exons.